Blepharisma stoltei is the source of this 5804-nucleotide messenger RNA. Lineage: Eukaryota; Ciliophora; Heterotrichea; Heterotrichida; Blepharismidae. The record is from the annotation of a GenBank genome assembly.
AUGCAAGGUCACGUUGACGAAAUUGAAUAUUUGAAAAACCACGGUGACGAAGAAGAAAAUGAAGAGGCCAGCGGGGACUCCAAAGACCAAAUUUUAAAGCUCCUCAAAUCAAGGCUUUUUUCAUUAUUUUUCAGACUUAACACCUUAAAGGUUGCCAUCCCUAUUCAUUACCACAUGGUUAUGAUUGCGAUUGAAGGCCUUCAGCUUCUAACCCUUGUACUUAAUGAUGGAAGUUAUAAUAAGCUGGGACCAUAUGAUAGCGAUAGUCCUUGAAAUUUGUCCCAAACCAAUUGACUUAUUGAUGUGUGCUGGGUUUUCAGAGUUGACCGAUAUCUGAGAGGCAGUAUCACUGGCUUCAUGGUUUUGCUUGGGAUAUGAGGAUUUUUACUGGCGUCUCUUGUAGGGAUUGGUGUGUUUAUUGCUAUAGAAAAUAAAAAUUUUUCCUCUAUUAUGAGCUUUCUGCUAACUCCCCCCUUCCCUGAGCGAAUAAAACCAUUAGAAAAAUCUCUAUUUUUACCCAAAAAUCCACCCUCCGUGAGCGAACAAAAAUUUUUUUAAUAGAAAAUUUUUAUAUGGGGAAAAUUUUGAUAUAUAAGUGACAACUAGUAUUAUGAAAUCUCGAGCUAAUUCUGUUUAAUUUAAAAACAAAUUGUGUUUUAAAACAUAAAUUUAUCCAAAUUAAAUUAAUAUUUGCCUUCAAAUUUUUGAGAAGUGGGAUUUUUUUAAAUUCCAUAAAAAUUUUAUAAAAAAUUUAUAUAUAAAUUUUUUAAAAAAAAAAAUUAACCCAUCAGUGAGCAAAAAGGGUUUUUUGGAGUAAAGAUCCUUAAAGCCUUGAUAACUUUGAUGACAAAUCUGCUGUUUAUCCCAAUCAUCGACACCUUAGCUUUUGCUAUAAGAUGCUCUAUUGCAACUGAUGAUAACUGUUUAGACUUGCCAGUUGGGUAUCAAUUUAUGAUGAUUUAUGUCGCUGGAAGUGUUGUCUAUUUCGGAGUCAUUAUUCUCUGCUCUAUGCUGUAUUUCGAUUUUUGCCAAAUCUGUGGCGGCUUUAUGGGAAAACCCCACUGCAGACUCAAGCUCUUAAGAUUAAGCUCAUAUGUCGGCUUGAUUUUUUCCUACUAUUUUAUUACAACAGCAGGAAAAGUCAUUUUGUUUUUAAUUGUAUGCUUGGCUCUUGGAAUUAUCAUAAGCUACGCUAUGAUCCAAUAUGUGCCUUAUUAUAACCUUCGUAUGUGCCAUAUCCGCUUAGGCGCAAUUGUUUCGUUUACUUCAGCUGUUUUUUGUAUGAUAAUUGGAGAGUUCUUUAAAAGCACUGACCAAACGAAUUCUUCAGUCACUAUGCUGUUUUACUUCCUUACUCCUUGCUUAAUACAGAUUACUCAGCUUGCUAUGAACAAAAGGUGCAAAAAUUUAGCUGAGAAAAAAAUCCAGCAAUUAACCAAUCCUUAUCAGGGCUGCUUGUCUUUUAAUUACAGGUUUUUUGAUAGAGAGGCAUGUAUUGGGUUAAAUUGGUUGAAAAUUUUUUAUUGUAAGACAUUUGCCUAAAAAGACGCUAAAUUUUGACCAGAUAUAAAACGAGAACAAAAAUUCGGCAAAAUGCCAUGACAUUUAAAGGUUCUGAUAAAAAAGUAUGCACCAUCUUAUCAGGUAGAAAUCAAGGUAAGAAUGCUUGUACUGAAGCUAGAAGAAGCUAAAAGCAAAUAUGCUAAAUCAAUUUAUGGUGCUAAUAAUGAAGAAGAAAAUGAGGAGCUUAAAGCGUUGCAGGCUGAAACUUUUACUGAAAUUGAAACUGUAUAUAACGAAGCGUUCAAAAAAUUCCCAAAUGCGGAAUUUUUAUAUUUGUGGUCAGGGCUGAUCCAAUUGCAUAUUUUUGAAAAUUAUAUUUUAUCUAUGGUCCAAUGCUUUAAAGGGACUAUGAUUGCCAGCAAAUUAGACUCCCAAUAUAUGCUUUACCACUUCAGAAAAACCUCAGAAAGCUUCUAUAAAGCUCAUAUGAAAGAUGAUGCUUAUGACUACGAAUUAUUCGAAAAAGCCUUCCAGAACGCUCAGAAAAAUGACGAAUCUGUAACAAGGUCUCAGUUUUAUUUCUGGGCUGAACUUGAGUCCAAAGCUCCAAAAAUCCAAAAAUUGAGCAAAUUAGCAGGAGAAACUGCAAAAAUGAUUAUUGUUGCUAAAGGAAACUAUCAAAAAUUGCUGAAGCUGAACUCAAAGAAUACUCAGGCACUAAGAAUGUAUGGCUGGUUUUUAAGCAGCUUAAACAAUUUUUCAGAAAUGGGACAAAGGUACUUGAAUAAGGCUGAAAUGCAAGAAGAAGCCCAACAGAAAAACCUCAAUGCAAACGUCAUGAACAGCUUAAAUCAGCCUCUAUCCUUUUUUGACGCUGACAACGCAAUUAUUAGGGUUUCUGGAGAUUUUGAAACUUUAGGUGAAAUCCAAAAGGCUAAUGCAUCAGCUUGUCAGCUUUUAGGAUAUUUAUCAGCUGAGUUGAUCGGUCGUAACAUUUCAUUAAUAAUCCCAUCCCCAUUUUCAGAGUCCCACGACGAAUAUAUUAAGAAAUUCCAUGAGUCCGGAAAUUACUCAAUUAUAGACAAUCAGCACCUUAUCUUGUAUUUCGCUAACAAAAACAACAAUAUUUUUGAAGGAAGACUUCUAGUAAAAGUCGUCCCUAACGACGGGCAGCCUCCUUUCUUAUCAGCAAUCAUAAAGCCUACAAACCCAAAAUACGAAAUAGUUAUAAUGAACAAAGACUGGGUAAUCACUGGCUACAGCCAGCAUUGCUCAGAAAUUUUUGACUUAGGCAAUACUAAAAACUCUGAACAAAAAAUUUAUAAUAUCAUCACAAAAUUCGAAGACAACAAAGAAGCAAUGAUGAGCGAAGACGGCUACGACUACACCCACGAGCACGAAAAAACUGUAAAUAACCUCAAACUGCGCUUAAGCGAGCUUAAAAUUGGUGAACAGUCUGCCCAUCUCCUCAAAGUAGAAGUUUUAGAUAAGCAAGAAACCAAAAAAGGAGACUACACCCGCCAGGACGAAAAAGAAAGUAAAUCUGUAAGCACAGUUCUCCCGAAUUCUAAUAUAUUCAACCAAAAAUCAGACCCAGUAAACCAUAUGGACAUAAAUCUGGAACUUGACUCUACUGACUCUAACACCCAACAAAAAAGUAAAUCAGGCAAAUCUCCACCGACACCACCAAAUAUGGGUGGACCAUUAGAGUCAAGUGAAAGCCAAGAAAUUUCAGGGUCAAGCGAAGAAGAAAGCAGCGAGGAGGACUCUGGAGAAGAAGACAGCAGCGCUGAAGACUUAUCAGGAAGUGGGUCUGACUUAGAAGCUACAAAGGUAGUGGGGAUUUCUGGGAUUGCAGAUGAGCUGGACAGCUUAAAAGGCAAAAAAUUCGCAGGAUUGAACGUGCCUGAUGAAGAAGAGAAAAAAUAUUAUGAUAAGAAGCAGCUAGGAGAAAACAAGCCGCCAUCUAAAGAUUUGAUUAAUUUAGGGUCUAAAGGAUCAAAUUCUAAGAGCUCACAGUCAAAAUCAUCAAAUUCGAAAAGUGAAGAAUCAGAAGAAAGCCAAAGUAAAAGCCAAGACAGUAAAUCAUCGGAUGAAAGUGGGAAAAAUUCUUAUAGUAAAUCUGGAUCUGAAGAAGAAAAUGGAGAAGAAGAGGAAGAAGAGGAAGAAGAGUCAGAAAAGUCUUCAAGCGAAAAUGACGAAGACCACAGUGAAGGCUACAGCCACACUGACCCUAAAGAAGAAGAUCACAGUGGACUUGAUGGACAAAGCGCUCAUAGUUCGUCAAAAAGCAUGAACUCUUCUAUGGCUUCUCUUGCUCAAUUCAAUAAAUCAAUUAAAGCUCUCGUUGCGUAUGAAUUCAGCCGAACAAGAAAAUACGUCCUCCGUUUCAAAUUGACCUUGAUUUUAACUAUUAUUGUUCUUAUCGUCACUUCUAUUAUGACUUUCCAGAUCAUUACCAACUCAGUUGAUUUCAAUGAAAAAUUAUCACAUUACGUCAAUUUGGUAGGAUUGCUGAGAAUGUACACCCAAAGUAUAGCCUAUUAUACCAGAAUUAUUUCAUUUAUGGAUUUUGGGUAUGUCCCAAAUACUGACAGAGAACUAUUUUUCCAAUGGCUGGCUAGUGACACUACCGAUAUGCAUAAUACCAAUCUAGUUAUGUAUACAAAAUAUGGGCUCCUGAGUGACGCAGAUCAAGUCGUGUAUACAAAUGAAGAAAUUUCGACCUGGCUGCUGGAAGGGAAAACUGUCAGAGAAAUCCAAAGCAACCUAUUUGAUGCCACUUCUAAUUUUAUUUUGCAAGCUUAUUUAUUGAAUGUGGAGUAUAAUAGCACGCUAGUCAAUUUAACUAACAGAAGGGCCUUUUAUUUGUAUAGAAAUGGGAAUGGUGAAACUUUGCAAUACAUCAACCAUUCAGCGAUUUAUUAUGUAGAUGCUGCCUUAAACGACUUAGAGUCGGAAAGAAUUGUGGCUAUCAUGCUUAUUUUGGUAUCAAUUUUACUUCUCUGCUUCUGUGCUGGCUUUGCAGUAAUUCCAGCUAUAAGAGUUCUAGAAAAGUCAAAAAAAGAAAUUUGGGAAAUUUUCUUUGAAAUACCUGGGUAUGUUUGUAGAGUUAUGAAGGCGAAAUGCUCUGAUAGGCUUACGAUUCUAAAUGAACAAGCCAAUAUGGAGCUUGAAGAACUUAAUGGAGAUGAUCAAAAAGAUGAUGAAGAUAAAGCAAAAGAUGAAGGCAAAAGAAAUGACAGCAAAACUAGCAAAGGAGACAGGAACGGGGAUAAGUCAAAGAAAAAGAAAAAUGUAGUCGAACAGAAACGUGUGCUAGCUUAUGAUCCUAAACAAAGGAAAAUUAUUGUGAUUAAGUUGGCUUGUUUCUUUAUUAUCAGUGUUGUGUACUUUUAUUUGAUUUAUUAUACUGGAUUUGAGUCUGUAGGCUCAAUUCUUCAAGAAGAGCCACCACACGUGAACUGGGCAAGCAGAAGAAGGCAGCUAUCAAGGACUAUUAAUAUGUGGGUGACUGAAACAUUAUUUGAAAAUAUAUACAAUUUGCCUUGAAAAUGCAAAUAUUAUUAUUCAGAGAGUUUUGAUACUUCUUAUAUUAUAUUAGGAUAACUGGAGUUGGUUAUAAAUAUGUUGUACCAAUGGGACAAGAUGUAGGAACAGGCUACACAGUUGCUCAGAUUGCCCUUGACGAGCUAGAUUACGUUGAAAACUCAUUGAUUUUCGGAAACAGUGAUGAACGGCUAAGCUCAACCGAUUCCAGAAGCUCUAAACAUGACAACAUCCUAUUCGACAACGCUUGUGCAGCUCCGUUGAUCAGAAACUUAGAAGACUGCACAACUGCUGGAGAUGGCUGUAUGAUGCAAGGUCUUCACAGCGCUUUAGGGACAUAUACGACACUAGGCAGAACCUUAUUAUUACAAAUAGAAAAUUUGAAAUAUGCCAACAAUUAUACCUUAUCAGCAGUUCAGUGGAUUUGGAAUGGUAACGAUAUGACAUUGUUCAGAAAUCUUGAUAACCAUUAUUUGUAUGAUCCAUUGACUUAUUCUUCAGACUUAUACGAAUCUGACUAUAAAGACCAACAGCAGCAAAUGACUGUUUGGCAAAACUUGUUAAUGGCCCUUUAUGCCAUAUUUUCAUUAUUAUUCUUCUUUUUUGUCUACAACCCUAUGAUACAUAAAAUCGGCCAGGACACCAAAAAUGCAUGGAGCAUGUGCACAUUAAUCCCUCAAGAGUAUCAAGAAGAUUUUAAGAAGCUCAGUGCAGCUAUUAAAGAAAGAAGAGAUAACUUUAAAUGGAGAUAA